Strongylocentrotus purpuratus (purple sea urchin) is the source of this 18591-nucleotide messenger RNA. RefSeq names its product sacsin-like. The record is from RefSeq and is a predicted model, not a curated record. The transcript is spliced from 5 exons. NCBI's taxonomy places the organism in Eukaryota, Metazoa, Echinodermata, Echinoidea, Camarodonta, Strongylocentrotidae. The coding region runs from base 1 to 13203 and encodes 4400 amino acids.
AUGUUUUUAGAACGCCGCUUCGGCCCAACUCCACCGUCUCUCCUGGACUUCUUGAAGAAAGUCCUUAGAGAAUACACAGAUGGACAAAUAAUGAAGAUCAGUUACACCAAGGUGCUUAUCAAACCGUUAGUCGAAUGUGGCCAGGGACAUGGCAUGUCCCUCAGCGAAAUUGUCCAGAAUGCCGAGGACGCUGGUGCCAAGACGGUUCGAUUUUUGUACGACUGCCGCGAACACGGAACAAGUUGCCUCCAUUGGCCAUCUCUCGCCCCUUAUCAAGGCAGAGCUCUGUACGCUUAUAACGACGCCCUCUUCAAGGAGCGAGACUGGGCUGGGAUCCAGUCACCAGCCCGAAGCAACAAGGAAGAUAACCCACUGAAAGUUGGACGAUUCGGCAUCGGAUUCAGCUCCGUCUACCAUCUCACCGAUUUGCCAAGCAUCCUCAGCGGAGAAACGCUUGCUUUCAUUGAUCCACAUGAGCGUCAUUUCGGACGUGGAGAAACAGGAACCCAACUGCAAGUGAUCGAGGAUGCCGACAUCUUAAAUUCACCAGAAUUCGUGGAUCAAUUUACCCCGUACAACAACCUGUUCCCUGAAACGACUUACGCCAUCGGUGAUGGGCAACCCUUUGAUGGAACUGUGUUUCGAUUCCCUAUACGGCAACAGGGCAGCGAACUCUGUGAAAAUGAGUACGAUGACGCCGCUAUGGCACGGCUCCUGGAAUCCUUCGUCGACGAUGCUGACGUCGUACUGCUUUUUCUUCGAUCACUGGAGACAAUCGACAUCAGCAGGAGGAUAGAUCAGGCUCAAACUCAGAUCAGAUCCAGAGUAGAGAUAUGCCCCAAAUCUCUUGCGUUGAUGAAGUCAGAACGAGAGAGCUUCUCCCAUGCAUUAGAAGAAAACAGUAAGAUGAGAAUCGGAGAAAGAACUCGAGCCUGUUUGACUCAUCAGCUCACGUUGACUUUGCAGAUCGCAGAGUCCAAACGUCGUAUGGAUUGGAUCGUGAGUCAGAUUGUGGGAGGCAGUGAGAUGAACGACGAUGUAUUGAGUGUGGCUGACAAACACGGAUACAUACCUUGGGUCGGUGUUGCCAUGCCUUACAAAAUGCCGCGUAAAAGACGAAAUGAUUUCAGCGGUCGAGUGUUUUGUUUCCUCCCUUUGCCUCCCGGUGAUGAGAGCUUGACAGGACUUCCAGUUCAUAUCCACGGUUUCUUCGGUGUUAACAGCGACAGAAGAUCAAUCAAGUGGCCUGGUGCUGAUCGGGUGCAAGGGGAUAUCGAUGCAAAAUGGAACUUCUUACUGGUGACAAAACUCCUACCAGAUUCAUACAUGAGCAUGCUGAAUUUUGCCAUCAAUGAGCAGAAGCUGCCUCCCGAUGAAAUCUACAGAGCUUGGCCAGACCCAGGUCAGGUCAGACCACAGUGGAAACUGCUUCUUAAACCAAUAUACCAUUUGCUGAGCAAAUAUACAGUCAUCUACACAAAGAAGGGCAAUGAGAUGGGUUCGUGGGUGAAGAUCCAGGAUGCUGUCUUCAACUUCUUGACUGAUGUAGACGAGAACACAGAACGGAUCAUCUUGACUGUCCUCAAAGCGGCUAAUGUCCCUGUAGCUGAAGUACCUCAACACAUCAAGAAAAUCAUCCAAAGCAAAGACUACAUCAACUUCAACGCCAAAGUGAUCUCACCUGAAGUCAUCAUUGAUUGCAUUCACAAGAGCCAACACGGAGUCCUGGAGACCCUGAGCAGCGAUGACAAACUGGUGUUACUAGAGUACAUCAUGACCAGGACGAAGACCCCUCGACUGAUUGGUUUAAGGCUUCUGCCUUUAGCCAACGGCGACUUUGUGCCAUUCGCCACAAGAUCUGCCUCAACGCGGACUGUCUACAUACCCACCAGGGAACUUGACCAGAGCAUGUGCUACAAUAUGGGUAACAGUCUCAUCCUGCCAAACCUCAACGCGGACUUGCUUAAACUCCUGGAAAAAGCUGCUGGACAUGGAUCUGUCCAGUUGCAAAAGAUGUCGGAUAAAAAUCUAGCACGGUUAAUUCGGGAGACUCUUCCUAAAGAAUGGUUCGCGACGGACCACGGACGUACUGUACUCUGGCAUCCUGGCAAAGACAACCAGCCUCCACGAGAAUGGCUAAAAGGUAUUUGGAAGCUACUGAAUGCAUGUCAGCGUAACUCAAUUGAGAAAUACAUAGACCUUCCUCUAAUACAGGUUGAAGAGCGGCAAUCUGGUGAAGUAGUCCUUGCUUUCCUUAAACGGAAUUCAACAUGCAUCAGUCAGAGUUAUGGCUCAGACAAGUUUGAUCGUCAAGAAGAGGUGGUUCUUACCAAGAUUGGCCUUGUCAUCUGUUCUUGUCCUACAUUCAUAGACACUGCUCUGCUCAUCGGUGGCAGUUACCUCAGAAGUCCAUCGAAGAAGGGUGUAAUUGGAGCACUGGCAGCAGUACCAAAUCCAAAAGCGCUACAGAAGACUAUCAAGGGUCUUUCCAAGAAGGAGAGACAGGUAUUGGUAAGAUUCUUCACCAGCUGUUCUCUCACCGAUGUAGAAAGGAAUUUCCUUCGUCAAAUUCCCCUCUUCGAUACCAUUCCAAGAACUCCAUCAGGCCGAGGUAGAGUUGUGUCUGCAAGUGAUGUCAGUCUUGCUUUUUGUCGGACUUCUACAGACCAAUUGCCGCAACAUCACCUUCCGGAGUAUGAUAUGAUUUGCUGCAAUGACGACGCCAUUCUGAAACUCUUUUCAGAUUUAGAGGUGAUUGAGAAACAAAGGAAGGAGUUGUUAACAGACAUUGUCAAUGCUAUUUGCUGUGACGUCAGUGACAAGACCGUUCUUGAGGAUGUAGGAAUGUGGAUAUUGCGUGAUUUGAAAUCUAUCAAACGAGAUAUUGGCAACCAUCUGUUGAAGCUGAAGACACAAGGAUUCAUCCUUACCGGUGCAGGUGAGCUCAAGUCCCCCGACAGUCUCUUUGACCCAGAAGACCGGUACAUGCCUGCGCUCUUCAGCAAAGGUUCCUUUCCAUCUGCGAGAUAUGCAGAUGAAGGGCUCUUGGGAUCAUUACGAGAGCUUGGUUUGCGUCACCAAAGUGAUGUCACAGCAAUUGAAUUAGCCAGGUUAGUUGAAGAAAUAACCAGCGAGAACAACAUCAAGAAAGCAGAUGUCUUAAUGUCAUUCUUGGGAGAAUAUCCAAACAAGCUAAAGGAACCUUUGACCGGAGAAAGUGAUCAAACCUUACAGCAGUUCUUGGCAGACAAAAGAUGCAUCCCAUGUCUUAUGAAGAGCCCGGAAUUCUACCCUCAAGGCAUUCCAUGGCACAGGUCAGAGAGACAAAUGAUCAGUCCAACCGAAACUGUGAACCCUACCAAGGUUAACAUACUAGCUUCUGGUGCAACCAUACCCUUUCCCAAGAAAACCGUUCCACACACCCUCCUGCGUAGUUUAGGAGUUAAAGAACAUCCCAACAUCAAAAAUACCCUUGAACAGAUGGCUGUAGUUUCAAGAUGUCAUGGCAUAGCCGGAACCUCUGAUAGUUCAAGGAAACUAGAGAAGAUGGUUCAUGGUGUGUACAGCUUGCUUUCAGCUGCAAGAAAGGAAGAUGAAGUGAUACUAAAGCUGACAACACGGUUACCUGCAUGUAUUUGGACUGGAACAGGAUUUGUGGAAAUUCAUCGGGCAAUCCUGUCAAGCCGUGAAAAUGCUUUUCACCCUUACAUUUCUUCAAUACCUCAAGAAUUCAGUACCAAGUAUGAAGACCUUUUCCUAGCUCUUGGAGUCAAGAAAUGUAUAUCAAAAACGCAGAUUCAUGAGAUCAUCAUACAGAUUCAGAAGAGCGAGCCAAAGUUGGGUUCUGUGGAAAAGCGGAUGGAAUUCUGCAGAGAAAACAAACGUGUAGUGCAAAAGGCACUGAUACUCUUAGACGAGAUAUGCAAAGGUGACCUUUCCCAGGAGUCCCAAAACAUUCUUGUACCAACCAACGAGAGGAACUUCCUGGAAUUGGUUGACCCUAAGUGCUGCGUUUUUGAAGACGUAAAGGGUCGCGGGGAUUCCGAUGAAGUUCAAGAGAAGCUGAAGGAAGACAACACCUUCAUCGUUGAUGGGACACUGCCUAUUGGCAUUGUUCGCGCUUUGGGGAUUCUACCCCUUGGCCGGAAGAUUCUUGCUGCCGAAGAUUUGACUUGGAUAGAACAAGCAGGUCAGUAUGAACCACUUACCACAAGACUUAAGAACAUCAUUAAAGAUAGCUACCUGGAGAGUUCAAUCCCGAAAGAAAUGAUCCAAAAUGCGGAAGACGCGGGAGCAACAAAGGUAUACUUCAUGUUGGACCUUCGGGAAAAUUCUGAAGCACGUUCAAGCUUGUUUGACAAGGGCAUGGUUGAUUGUCAAGGGGCAACUCUGUGGGUGUACAAUGAUGCAUCUUUUACACCCGAGGAUUUUCAAAACAUCACAAAGCUUGGCGGUGCAACGAAAGAACUUGACACGUCUAAGAUUGGGCGCUUUGGGCUUGGCUUCAACUCUGUUUACCAUCUGACAGAUGUACCCAGCUUCCUGAGUAGAGAGUACUUGCAGGUGUUUGAUCCACAUGCAACUCAUCUUGGAUCCAUGCUUAAAAGCAAAGAAAGUCCCGGUAUCAGGAUAAAUCUGCAAGGGAAAAACAACGCCAUUUCCAUGUACAAAGACCAAUUUUCACCAUACGAAGGUGUUUUCAAUUGUAGUCUGCAAGAAAGUAAUGGGAAUGUUGACUACGAUGGCACACUAUUCCGGUUGCCUCUUCGCUCUAGACAUGCGGCAUUGAGAGGUGAGAUCUCUGACGAAUAUUACGAUGAAGAUAAGUGCAAAUCACUACUCACUGAUCUGUGGCGCUCUUCCGAAGAUUUAUUGGUAUUUACCAAAAAUAUUCAAGAAGUCAAGGCUUUUGUGCUACUACCUAAUGCCAGUCAUCCAUCAGAAUCCAGUCAACUAUUCGCAAUUGAAAAGGAGUCUGAGGGCGGUCGUGAUAUCAUGGCAGAAUUCAAGCAGAGUACAGGAGAUGUCAGAAAACAGAAUCAAAUCACGCCUUUGAUCAAAAAGGAAUGUGUAGUGCGAAACAUAACUCCAUAUGGAAAGAAAUAUCUGAAGACUCAAGAGGAGCCGAGAAAACACGAGCUGAUGUCAGUUACAAGCGUAGGAACAACGUCAGCACACAAGAUGUGGCAAACUUCACAAGGACAAAAGUCGGGACUGGAUCCUGUAGGCGGCGUGGCAGUAAAGUUACCGUUGUCUGGGAAAGUAGACGGUAAACUCUACAAUGGGUUGCCUCUCUCAGUUCCACAAAGUCACCUACCUUGUCAUUGUAAUGGCUUCUUUGCCAUUUCCGCAGACCGUCGACAUCUCUGGAAACCCUCGAGCGACUCAGAUUCAAACUACUUUACGAGAUGGAAUGAUGCUGUUUUCGAAGAUAUCAUAUCAAAGGCCUACGUGACUCUGCUGGCAAAUAAGGAAUUUCAGUGUCAGGUAGCACAAAUGCCGAGCGAAGUACGGAUUUCUGGAGUAAAUAGUUCCUCAGAUAACUUCUACAGGUUGUGGCCUAAUGGAUCUAACAUUAUCCAAGGCAGUGAUGGCUAUGCUAUGCUAAAGGGAUUCUACAACAUAUUGGUAGCCUCUGAUUCACAUGAUGCAAAGAUAUUCUGGGAAGGAGACAGGACGUGGUCAUUCAAAGAGGCCAUCUUUAUUGACCCACUACUACUGGAAUCACCACACGUUGCUUCAUCAGUAAAGAAGGUCCUUCAGAUGCAACACACGAAGCGAAUAGUUACCGAGAUGCCAAAGGAGAUACGAUCUACUCUAGAAAUGCUGGGACUUGGGGAGCAAAUGAAGAGACAUACGUGUUCGAGGCAUGACUUCUUUCAGAAAUUUUUUCUGCCACAGAUAUCUGUCUUUCCAUCCGAGGUACGAGAUCAUCUGACUCACUACUGUUUGUCGAACGUUGACCUACGGGAGACACUGAGAACCAUCGCAUGUAUUCCAACUUCACCAGAUGGUAAGAACUUGAAGAGGCCAGCGGAAUUGAUACACCCGACUGGAAAAGCAAAAAUCCUUUUCGCAGAGGAAGAUGGACGGUUUCCUUACGGCAGCUUUGCCAAUUGGGACUGCUUGCAUUUUCUGGUGCAUUUGGGAAUGGUACAAGAUGACAUAUCUGGCACCGAUUUCAUCAAAUGUGUACAGAAAUUACAGGGUAAACUUACUGACUGUGGGCAUGAUCGCGUACUAGUCGAGUACCUCACUUACAGACUAAAGAAAGAGAAAUCUUCAUGGGCUAAGGACGAAAGCCUUCGGAAUCAACUGAACAACAUAGCCUUCAUUCCUGUCACCUACAGGAAUUCCUCUGUGAGAAAAGCUUCACGUGAUACCAUAUAUGUGUCCGAAAAACUGUCACUGGUCAGCGAGGUUGCCCCGGUUCUAGACGAAAGUAAAAUGUGGAUUCCCCAUCAGGUUAAGAGAUUUCUUGGGAUUGUCCAAGAUCCAGCAGUGGAUGUUGUAUUGCAGCAACUUCAAUCCAUCAGCAGUAGACCAGAAAAUGUUGAAAACCUUCCACGUGUUUGCCAAGAUAUCUAUAGAUUCCUUGACUUGCGACUGAAGAAAGGUGAUGGCAUAGCCCAGAUUCAAGAAUUCUUCCACUCACCUUCAACAAAGAAGUGUCUAUUGGUUGGCAAAAUGUUCAGGACUGCUGAUAAGCUGGCAUUGGAAUUUGAGGAAGAGUGUGUUGGAUCUCACCUCUUUCGUGUCCCCCACAAUCUCCGCGGCUUUGAUGCUCUUCUAUCAACCAUCCACAUGAAAAAACGAUUUUCAACAGACGACUUCUUGUCAACUCUGAAGUGCAUCCAUGACUCAACUUCUGGAAAGCUGGAACAAAGUGGGUUUGAAGAAGUUAUGAAACUCCUGAAAUGUCUGAUCAAUGCUGCAUCGGCAAAUCCGUCGGUAAUGCACGAUGUGCCUCCUACCGAUAUCUAUGUUCCCGAUAGCAACAGCUACCUGAGAACCGCUAAUGAGCUCUCUUUCUGCGACGUGGACUGGAUUUCAGUUCCAGAUGAUGUCAUAACAGCUCACGGUGAUAUCCCUCUUACUUGGGCGAAGAUACUUGGUGUGCGGGAUAUUCGACAACACAUCCUCGAAAGCUACUCCGUACCUGUCCCUGGCCUACACACACUCGAAGCACAGAAUCUAUUGCCUUUCGGACAGCGUGAACCCCUGACAGAGAGAAUAAAAAACAUACUCAAGGGCUACCCCUGCGAUGAUACAAUACUAAAAGAACUUGUGCAGAAUGCGGAUGAUUCCUGUGCCACGGAAGUGCACUUAGUUCUUGAUGUCCGUACCCAUCCAAAAGACCGCCUCUUUAAAGAUGAAAUGUCUCAUUUGCAAGGGCCUGCUCUCUGUGUAUACAACAACAAAUCAUUUACUGAUGCUGACAUAGAGGGUAUCCAACGACUUGGAGUGGGUAGCAAAAGGAACUUGUCCUCAAAGGUUGGAAGAUUUGGUGUAGGCUUCAACGCGGUUUAUCACUUAACCGACUGCCCAAGCUUCUACACAAACGGCGAUACGCUGGGAAUGUUAGAUCCAAAUGUCAAGUAUGUACCUAACGCUACUUUAGCGUGUCCAGGCUUCAUGGCCAAACCAACUGGCAAAUUUGAGGACGAUUUCCCGAACGUUUUCAACUGCUAUCUGCCUGAAUUCUUCGAAGGACAGGGUUCAACUAUGUUCCGAUUGCCCUUACGCACAAAAUCCAUGGCAAAGGUAUCUCACAUAUCUUCGGAGGCACAUGAUGUUAAAAGCGUAAAGGGACUGCUGCGGAAAUUCAAGGAAGGUCUACCUGACCUGCUCCUUUUCUUGAACCACGUUAAAAAGGUCAGCAUAUCCACCAUUGAUGAACAGGGAAACAUGAAGGAUACCUCAAGCGUCCAGGCAAGCAUCUCAGAAUCCAACCAACUAGAUUUAGAUGCAUUUCUUUCUUCAAUAUCGGCUGAAGAAACUGAUCCAGUGACUGGAUUCUCAAAGUUCCUUGAAGACAUUCCAGUAACAGAAGUACAUUACGAUAUGAGAGUCACUGUAACAGAACGACAAGCGAGGGGCGUGAAGACGCAAUCAGACGACUGGCUUAUUUAUCAGCAGCAUGGUUUUGCCAAACCAAACGAAGUCCCUGAUACUGUGUUAGAUGCAUAUAAUAGAGGAGAUCUGCAUGUCUUGCCACAGGGCGGAGUCGCGCUACCUUUGGGUAAACGACUAAUUUCAUCAAAGGCAUACAGUUUCCUUCCCCUUCCUAUAGACACUGGUCUCCCUGUCCAUGUCAAUGGCUCUAUUGAGUUAGAUGAACGAAGGCGGGACAUUUGGAGAGAUAAAGGAGACGCCCGGGCACAGUGGAAUCGUCAAAUAAUGAAGCAGAUCGUUUCACCUGCAUAUGUUAAGGCGCUUUGUUGUCUUCAGGCUAAAAUCAUGACUCGCAUCGACAAAUCAAAGGACGAAUCUGAAUUACAUGACAUUGUAUGGUCAUAUACGGCGUUUCUUCCUGUUACAGCAGAGAACACUUUCUGGAAAGAACUCAUAGAAGACAUCUACAGAACCAUUGCCGACUCCGCCAAGCCAAUGUUCCCUUCGAUUAGGCGAAGUGUAUCGUACAACAGAGAUGGUGAUGACACCAAUGGGGUCAACAACAUAAGAACUCUAGAAUGGAGGACACCACUUGCAGAAUCACAAAUGCAAGGCUUCUUCGACUCUCCAAUCGGAACGGAUCGGAGCCUUAGGUCGGUUGUGUCAGAUCUUGGAUUUCCUCUGAUUGAAUGCUCUCAGAAUGUGCAAACAAUAUUUUCAGACAGCUUGCAGGAUUGCAGAAAGGGGGAUAUUCUUGAAAUCACCCCUGCUCGCUUGAUCAGUCAUCUCUCAAGCAAUGCAGUAGAAGAUGUAGGAUUGGCUCCAAUGGAACUGCCGAAGCAACUUUCUGACACGGUCAUACAGGAUACAGCCACUUUGGGAGUCAUUUUGAACUACUGCUCACAAUGUGAUAUCUUCAAAGACAAUGUUGAGGCUCUUCCUCUUCUAGCAACAUCAGAUGGAAUUCUAAGAACGUUCUCAACUGAAACUCCGGUAUACAUUACCGAGUUUGACUACCUCUUUCCAUCCAGUAGAAGCAAAUUCCUGGAAACAUCGAUAAGGAAGUACUUCAAUGAGGAUUUUGAUGUGAUCUGCCAUUUUGACAUUCCAUGUGUUGCUUCUUUGAUGAGGGAGGAACUAUGUCCUAUCAAAUUCGAAUGCGACCAAUAUGUUCAGUGGGACAAGUCUGAACCGACAGAGGAGUGGAUCACCGGACUAUGGGAAUGUCUUGCUGCAUGCGGAAAUUCUGAUGAUGAGUUAUCAUGUCUUUCGGAGUGGAGCAUUCUUCCAUGCCGCAAGAAUGGAGAUGUGGGUAUGACCCAUCACCUGGUACCAUUGUCAAAAUCUACUUGUGUGAUGUAUAAGCUAAGUGGUAUGUCUCAUAUACUUGGGGCUUUGAGUUCACUCGGGGUUUCUGAAGUUGAUCGGAGUCUAGACUUUGAGGAAGCAGAACAACUUAUCACUAAGAUUGUCGCCCACGAGGAUCGACCUGAUGCAGUGCUUGCAGUGUUCGAUCACGUCAUUCAAACAGACGCCGGCUUGUUCGAUAGGUUGACAACCGCCCAGCGUGACCAUAUCCUGCAAUACUUGACAACCCAUAUGCCAGAGAGACUGGUGGAAAAUGUCGACAACAGAAGGAUUAUUAUGAAUCUCCCUUGCUAUGAACAGAUAGACGGGACAUACGUUUCACUUUCACACACGUCCACUGUCUAUGUGGUAAGAGCAGAUCUACCUAUCGAAGAGAUGACAAAGUGGAUGGCUGAAUACGACUAUAUUUUCCUACGUGAAAAUGUCGGCUUGAAAGAGCUUUUCAAGGCAAUUGGGUGUGUUUUCGUAUCUGAGUGCGACACCAUGUCCAAGUUCAUCUUUCCCAAAUUUCACUUGUUGUCCUCAGAGGUACGGCUCAAACAUCUUGAAACCCUCUCGAGACACAGAUGCCAAAUAGAAGGAGGGGUGGAGAAGUGUAUGAAAGUCGGAGACUUUCCUUUACUGGAAGGCAAUGACGGUGUAUUGAGAUUUGGCAGAGAAUUCUUCGACCGAGGAAACAAAGUGUUUGCAAAAUUGCUCGCAGAGAGUAAAUUUCCCUCGGAAAAAAUCAUCAAGAAAUUUCUACCUUCCUUCUUGCAUAAAUUUGGUGUUCAAGCAGAAGUUACAGCAGAAACGUUUCUUGAAUACGCAAAAGAACUGUCGACAAAUCUGACGAAGGAAAGAAAAGAAAGAAAAAAGCUAGCUGAGCAAUCAAAAACACUCGUGAAAGAGCUGUUUCGGAACUGCACCCUUCACAAGAAUGACUCAUUUCUUAACAGUGUCAAGUCCAUUGACUUCAUCAUCCCCGAUGCCCCAGAAAUCAGUCUAAAGAAACUACAUCCCUAUCAUAUGGACGUGAAUAUGGGAAUAAGAUUCGACUCAUCAAGUUUGCAUGUGAAUGCUCAUCUUGUGUGGUGUUCAAUGAGGCUCCUACCGGAAUACUUUUCCAGGUUGACCCGCUGCUCCCUCCAUACGAAGGAUACCAUCCUUGUAAAGCUUGGUGUGGUGAAAAAACCAACCACUGAAAGCGUCAUUGAGAAUACGAGCAAGAUGUGUUGCAGGGUUCAUGAUCAAGGGAACCAAACUGAAUUUCAGGUAUUGGCCAAAGUCAUGGGCGCGACCUACAUAUUCUUGGAUUCAGCCUGUGAAAGUCAUAAGGUUCAGCGUUGCAGUGAUCGCACGGAUAGAUGCAGAUGUUGUCAAUUGAUAAGCGAAAAGCUUUCAGACGUACCUUGCGUGGUCAUUCAAAGUGUUCCUCCUCUGGUCAGACCUACCCUAGUAUGCCGACAGUUAUGCGGGGAUCUCUUCCAACCUCAUCUUUACCAGCUGCCUGACGGUUUGAUCCCUUUCAGCAAGUUGCUGUACAGUCUAGGAUCCACUCCGACUCCAUCAUUUCUUCAGUUAGCCACAGUACUAAAUGGACUUGCAAGUCACAGUGUGAAAGAAAUGAAGAAUCCCAACAUGCUCAAGGCCAUUACAGCUGCAUCUCAGUUGUUCCUUCAGCAAAUUGAGUCCUUGACAUCAGCCAAACUAAAUAAAGCGUCCUUGCAAGCUGAUUUGGAAGGUAUUCAGGUUGUGCAUCUUCCUGGUUCAUCAAAGGGGAAACUGUUGCCCUCGACAGAUAUCUUCAUCAAAGAUGAAACUGAUCAUACCAAACGCCUUGUAGAAUCCAAUGUACCGUUUCUGCCAGAUGAAGUUACAAAGCAUCUCACAAAUGUCAAUGCAUUGGUGGACUCCAUGCCAAAACAUCUCAAGCCAAGAUCUGUCAAGGCUUGUGUGACCGAGAGAGUCGACUCAUCAGCAAGGCCGUGUCUGUAUCAGCAGGUUGGUCAGUGUAAAUUCGAUACCAGACUAAAUGGUCUUAUAACUUCAAAGGAAUUUGAUGAAGCAAUACAGCGUUUGCUUGAAGUAGGGAGUGAUACUGACGUCAAUGCUGAUCGCCAACGUAUUGAUAAGCUUAAGAACCUAAGGCUACAGUGCAUGGCUGAGUUACCCACCUCCUUGUUCAUUGAUGGUGAGAGGAUUGAAGGUAGUGAAGCAAAAUCCCCUUCCUGCAUGAGUUAUGACGACGAUGAUGCAGAAGAGGCAUGUAUAAGAGUUGUGCAUACCGGGGACAAUGAGCGUUCAGCAUACAUGGAAGUCGUAAAGGGUGUUGCCCAAGCCAUAUUACGACACAUAGGUGGCAUUGGUCAGGAGCAUCUUCCUUUCCUAGUGGACAUGUUGUCGGCGGAUUCCUCACGUGAGAUUCUCAAACUCCUGCGUAGUUACAAGCUGAUGAAAACAGACGGACGAGCUGCCGCGCAUGAUGAAGGAAUGGCUCCACCAAAGCUAGGUUCCAGAAUUCCAAGUGAUAUCUUGCAUCUGCUGGAGCAAGAUCCCUACCUUGGUUUCUUCAAAGGGGAAUACGUGGCGUACCAGAUCAACACUGACAUUGAAAUACACGUUAUCCCCAUCCAUGUCUACGCUCAAGUACUAGAUGUUCCUGAAAAUCUCCUUUCUCCUCUCCGCAACAAAUACCUCAUCGACAUAGGAGAGGAAGAUCCUGUGUGGGUUAGUGGAUUGGACCUAUUCAAAUUCUUGAUGCCGGAAGAGUCUGUAGAUACUGGUAUGGAAAUAAUGGUGUAUUGUCAUUCAGCUGAUGGACAAGGACCAGAGGGCCCAGAUACACCAGAGACUCCGCCUACAAGAGAAGUUCCUCCUCGAACAGAGGCGCCACCUAGACCACAGCCUUAUCCCGAAAACAUUGAAGAAGCCAAAGAACAGGUUACUGUUCAAUUGGAAGAAAUAUGGGAACUUGAUGAAGAGGAACGAAAGAAAGCAGUCAGACGAAUGUACUUGAGAUGGCACCCAGACAAACAUCCUCAAGAAAGAAAACACCUUGCUACUGAAGUCUUCAAGCAUUUGCAAAAUGAAAUUGCUCGCCUAAAAGCAGGAAGAAAACGCACUGGGCAGGCUGGAAAGAGUCAGGGAUCUUCAAGUGGUCCAAGAGGUGGUGGCGAUUUCUUCGACGAUGAUUUUGACGAAUUUAUGAGGAACUGGGCUAGGCAGGAAGGAAGGUGGAGAGAAUCUUACCACAGGAGCUACAGAGAUCGGGGAUAUUUUGGGAAUGCAAGAUCAAGGCAUUGUCCUCCUUCAUUUGACGAUACACCCGAACCCGAUAUGCCAAGAGCCUCAACUUGGUUUAAACAAGCUAAAUCAGACCUGUCAGCAUCCUCUAAUGAUCUUGGAAAAGAAGCAAACGAAUGGGUGUGCUUCAAGAGUUACCAUGCAGCGGAGAAGGCCUUGAAAGCAGCUCAGUUUGCCUCGCGUGGGACUUCUAACCCCUCGCACAACCUGGACGUCCUCGUGACUGAUUUGAUGGGUCACUUCCGUGACAAGACCGUCACUGACCGCGCUCGUCAACUGAACAUACUGGUCGAUGUGAACGACUGUAUGUAUCCAGGGGCAAGUAUAUUUCGACACAGAGUCCCAUGUGAACGGUUCUCCCAGUCCGAUGCAGAGAGAGCCAGGCAAUGUGCUAGUGACAUCGUAGAAGAAAUCCGAAAGCAUUUCAAAUUCUAGAUCUUCAGCGACAGUGGUAUUAGUCAGCGUUUAUCUUAUUAAAUAUGUUGGUGCUUGCGUUGUAGACAAAAUGUGUGUACUAAACAUAUUCUUGGUAAGCAGAAUACGAUCUCGAUAUUCUGAGAUUCCGAAGCACUUUUUGGUCAUGAAGGUAAUGGUCCCAAUCUCAAGCACCAAUUCUCAUGAGAAUAAUGAUGCAUGAUAAAAAGCAACUUAUUGACUAAUUUAGAGUACCAGAAAGGUUAUUGUAAGCAAAUGGUACUUGAUUAAAGAGAACGAGAAAAUAUGGCAAAUAAAUGAGAGGCUCCUUUGAUUAUAUUUGCACGAUCUUUCGAUAUAUUGCAACGAUGUAGGCCUGUCUAUAAUAAUAACGUGUGUAAUUGAAAUUACUCCACAAACGGGAAUAUUUCUUAUUAUAUCCCACUACGUUACCUGCAUUUUAUAUUCAUUAGCUGUUCAUAAUCAUUUACAGAUCCAUUGCAUUGUAAUAAAACAAUUUUCAUCAGAUUACAACUCUUAGCGCAUGGAUACGAUGUACAUUUAUGUAAUAUUCCACGGAAUAUUACCAAUAUUACUAUAUCUUCGAAAGUCAUCAAUAUAAUUGUUUUAUCCUGCUUCAACUUGAGAUCUUAAGAAUAUGACCUCGCUUCAAUAGACUUAAAUUAACCGAAAUAGGAUAAUUGCACAACUGGUUUCUUUUAUCCUCCUGAUGCAUACUCCCAGAAGAAGAAUUCUCAAAUAAUGAUAUGAUCGACCCCUGAACAAGAUUGGCAGUUAUUGUGAUUACUAUUCUUAUUUGUUUUGAUUUACUAAUCAAUGAUAAACACAUUGGAACCAUAUGUAUAUUUAGUCAUGUUAUAUUUUUCAGCGCGUGUUGAAAUAGUUGUGAUCAACUGAUAAAUCAAUACUUAAUUUUUAAUCAUGUUCAUUGUAUUAGAUGUGCUUGUUAAGAAGGUAAAUUUAUACGUGUAUAUAUCAAAAACUUUGUCAAUACUUCAGUUUCUUCAGUUUAUACAUCAUAAAUGGUUACAAAGCAAGUGCUUUUUCAUUCAUUUGAAUAAAUAAUUAUCCAGAUGAAUUCUAUGUUCGAAGCACUAUAUCGUCCUACAAUGAAUUUAUGCUUCUUAAUAUUUUUUAAUUGUUGUAUUUAGAUUUCGCCUUUAAUUUCAUGUUGUUGUACAGCCUUUUAGUAAUCCAGCCAAGUAGAUGGACGGGAUUUAUAUUUAAUGUGUUUUAUAUAAAUGAAUGGAUCAAUUGAUUAAAGAGCGAAAACGAUAAUGGCUUUCGUUCUAAAUCUACGGAUCAUAUAAUGUUAUACAAUGUCAUAAUGUGUAAUGCCAAUAAUAUUUCGAUUUCUAAUUUCAAGCUUUUAUUGUGACAUAUAUUAUGUUUAUUGUACAUUCAAAGAAAUUUUUACCAUGCGUUUGUUUGUAGAGGUCGCUGUGUAAAUAAUGAAUUCCACGUGUUGAAUGGCAUUUAUAACAUUUACAUAAUCCACUUCAUGUGGUUAUGAGUAAAUAUGAUAUUACUAUUCAGAAUUUGCAUACAAUUUUCACUUAUUAUACCUUUCUCUUGUAUCAUAUCCUUACAAAACUCUGAAGUAGGCUAUACAAUGAUACAAUGCCAUUUCCUUGAAUUCUUGUCUUUAUUGUAUAAAAUGAUGUAAUCAAUCUUUAUUGAUACAUCGAUGGACGUACUUUAUACUGUAUAUAAUUGAAUCGUUCAGGAUUCAGAUUGGGGAUUCUUUGUUACGUGCAUUUCUUGAAAGCUUUAAUUAGUCAGAAUAGUUAUAUCAGCAAGAUUUUCCACACACACACGAAAAAAAAUUAUAUACAGAUAUAUGUAUAUAUACACUAUUGUACUUUUCUGUCAUCAUGCUCUGGCAGAUAUGAAGAGAUCACUUAUACUGUGAUAUUGAAGUUGGAAAUAUUGUCAAUGUAGCGCGUGCUUAAAUUCUUCUUGAACUAUAACGCCGUCAAUAAGAACCUGAUGGGUAAUACUGAUCGGCUUUUUUUUGUAAAUAUUUUCUCGGAUGGCAUUAUGAAUAAAUGAUUUAAUGAUAUUAUGCAUUAUUGACUUUCUAUAUUAUUGACAUUGGGUAUGCACUGGAAGAUGUAGAGAUAGUUUAUUAUAACGUCAAACUGUAGUUAAUGGAAUAGUAAUCUUUUUCUUGCGCUGUAUUGUUCAUGGUAUGGUAUUUUUAUGUAUAUGUGAAAGAGACAUACUAGUUUGUAUGUGUAUUAUUAACUACUUUACAAGCCGUUCAUAAAGGAAAUGUUUGUAAUACACAUUCUAAUGAAGUUUUCAUUUGCAAAAUAAAACUUAGACAAGAGAAUACUAUUCAAAACAGCAUUCGAUGAAACUGAUCCGUAUGUUUAUGAGCAAUACAACGGACUACAAGCUCGAGUUAUAUUUCCCAGUGUCGAUGAAUCAUGAUAAUUACAUUUGUAUAAAGCUCAAUUACAUAGGCCAAUCAAAUUGAUGUUGUAUUUUAGAAGACUAUGAAUAAUAUUUGUAUUUUUAUGACGUAAUUAUGCCAGUAGCAACAACAAUUCUGUCUGUAUUACUAACUUCAUCCUUAUUUCAGUUACUUAUACUUGUUUUCCAAGUAAUGACGAUGGAAAAUUUUAUACACAUUUUACAUAAUUAUACCCAAGUGUUUCCAGUAUUUUUCAUUAUAUAUUUACAAUGACAUUACGUUAUUACGUAACUUGUCAACGAAACAUACACAUUAACCAGAUAUGAUCUCUCUCCUUUGAGAGGUAAACCACCUAUUUCGUAAUGCAAUGCGGCAAUAGGUUAGUGAUAUUUUUUAAUGUCAAUUAUCACUUCAAUAGGUUGUGAUUUAUUGUCGGUGUAUUACUAUACACCGUGUAAUAUAUACAAAUAUGUAGUCGUUUUCAUGUUUAUCAUUGUCUUGCUUUAUUGAAAUCAUGUAUGAUCACUUCGAUAGUUCAACUGCUUAUCAUACAUCAGUUUGAGAAACUUUAAUUGAUGAUGAUUAGUAGCGAUCCGUAGUGCAGGCCUAUUUGUAUUUGAUUGUACUGGAUGCAUAUACAUGUAAAUAUACAGUGUCUUUGUAGUCACGAUGAUAUAAUAUAAUCGCAUACAUUUAGAGAGGCACUUUCCCUGAAGAACAUUUGUAAAUUCAGUUCAUUAUAAGAAAUCUAUCAAGAAUGUUGUACUAAAACUGGAUAUGGUAUUACACAAAUUUACUUCUUGAAACUUUUGAUGCAUGAUUACUAGGCAUAGCGAUAUUUGAUAUUGAUAGUAUAUUGUUAUAAUAAACCAUGACUUCCUAUAUUAUUAUGAAAGGAUAUUGUUCACCAUUGAAAUACAAACAGAAUUUGUUUGUGGUUGAUGUAAAUAAGAGUACUCCUUUUUCUUGUUUAUCUUUAUCAUGUUUCAUUUAGCGGCAAUGUAUAUCUUGUACAAAAGCAAAAAUAUCGACGGUUUAAGCACGUACAUGUAUAUUGGUUAAUAUCAAUAAUGUCUAUGAAUGUUAUAUCUCUUAUAUUAUGUUUGGAAUUUGAUAGGUUUGUGACUUUGAAUUUGCUUGUUGUAUACACGUGAUUGUUUACAAGCACAACAUAAUCUGUAUUUUCAUUUAUUUUGGAACUAUCGUAUGAAAUAGUGAACAUAACAUAACGAGUUACUUUGUUCGAAUCAGGAUUAUGAUGUACAUAGUAGUAUUUUCGAUUUCUUUACAAAUCUAUAGCGCAUAACAGACAUAUUAUAAAUGCAGGUUGUUUCUUCAUUUUUUAAACUAAUAUCAAUGUACAAUGAACCUUUGCUUAGUGUAAAUAAUGUAUUUGACAAGUUAAGUCUGCGCUGAGAUUUGUAUGUAUAAUGAUAUUGCGACAUAUAUUUUUUUUGUCAGACAACAAAUUCCUUCUGAAGUUCAAAACUCAAAUGCCAAACAAAAAUUGUUCGUCUUUUUGUAAAGUCUGGUUACAUUCUCCGGUUAUAAACAAAUAUUGCAAACUGUAUCAAUAAUGUAGAGAUAGUUUUAAAUGAUUUUUUAGAGUUGUUAUGCUAUUUGGAAUGAAUAAAUUCUUCUGUGUGCAUACAUUAAGGAAAAUACACUGUACAUACGUUUUUUCCCAAAGAGCAUUGGGUUAACUCUAGUUUUAUGGCCAGUUGGUAUUUUCUAAAUGUCAAGCCUUUUCACUUUAGUCAUAUAUUAUGAGGAAUGUUACUAAAGAUUCAACAUCAUGUGAAAGUUAUUCUACGGGAAAUUACUUAUCUGGUUUCUAUCUGACAUUUUGAGCAAGAAGGAGCAUCUUAUAACUGGUAUUUCAAAGUUUGCAUUGCGUUGCGUAUAAUGAUGUCCUGUAUAUAACGUGUGCACUAACUGUAUACUGUAUAUAAAUUAUGAAACAGUUUUCACUAAAAAUAAAAAUUGUUUGAUGUCUUGUCACACAAGAGAACAUCUUGUCUUGAUAUUUGCACAUGAAGAAAAAAUUUAAUGGAGAUUACAAAGCUUGCAUUCCGUUUUGGUAUAUUAAUUUUUCAAUACCAAAUAUGUAUUUUUAAAAUAUCGCUAAGCCAUUGAUACUAAAUAUGACAUGUUUUUAAGAUGUAUUAUUGUGAUGCAAAUACUACGAGGAAAUGUGUGUUGUAUAUAGAUUUGAUCAAUGGCAUAUGAACUGAGUCAUUCUUUGGUUUAAGAGAUUUAACUUGCUUUGAAAUACAAUUCGCUCUACAGGAGUACUGGUAAAAAGGGCCCAUUGUGGUUUUACAAUUGUGAAUGACUUGCUUUGUCUGAAAUGCAUUUUCUUGAUAUGUGAUAUGUAAGUAUAUUACAAAUGUUACCUUUUCACUUGCAAAAUUCCAUGUUCCAACCCGUGUCAGUUAUGCUAUUGAAACAUGAAGCCGUUUCAUAUAUUUUGAAUAUUAUUGUGGUACAUUCAUAUAUAGCCUAUAUGAGCGUUAUAAAUGUGCAUAGAAUAUCAGCUGUUUAGUUUGAGAUAUGAAUAAAGAUCUGCAAAUUAUGAAGAAGAAAAAAAACUUGCAGUUCACCAUUGUAUUACUGCUAAAAAAGAAAAAAAAGAUAGAAGUUCUUCCCUAUACUGAGAGGAUGUUACGAGUCAUGGUAUAAAUUAUGUAAUUAUGUCUAAGAUCAGUAAUCUGAUCAUUCUGUCUUACAAAUAUACUUUGUAAAGUUUAUCUGUUAUAACUAUACCUGUGGUUUGUCAAUCUCUUUAAGAAGGAGAACUGGCAUUGUUCAUGAUAUAAAAUGAAUAAUCAUUUUUGAUUUUAUGUAGGAUUUAUUGAUAGUUAUGAAUGAAGAUAAAGCGUUGUCGAAUAAUAUAGCAAUAUCACAAUGAACAUUAAUGAAUGUGUAAGUUGGAAAGAGAAUAAAUGUUGAUCUUCCUUGAAAAAUAA